AUGACUUUUCCUGUGCUGCCGUUGGUUUCUGACUUAUCAGAACUUGUUCAUUACGAAUUUAUUACUUUAUCUGGUCAGGUUUUGUUGGAUAAACUCUCGACCAGGGAUAUUCUAAGUUUGAUAAAAAACUACCCUGGUUUCAAGCAUAUUUCAGUCGUUUAUGGGAACCAUAUUUAUUCGAAGUCUGAUGUUAUUGAGUUGUUGAACAAUGGAGUCUCUACUUUUUUUUUAGCUGAUUCCUCUGCUGUAACGGAACUUCUUGAAUUGGGUGUUCCUGAAUGUAGACUAACAGUGGCUGCAGAUGGAAUUUACAAUUAUCGGUAUGGAAUUAGCACAUGUUUCUCGAAGGAUCAAAUAGUACCUUUGAAAAAUAAUAGUGCUGAUUCAUACUUGAAGGCUCUGUUGAUGCAUCUUAAAAGCGAUCGUCAAGAUGGAUUGUAUAGCACCCUGGUUGUUGAUUCAAAUGAACGAUGCCUAGGGUUGGUAUAUUCAUCACAAGAAUCUAUCAAACUUGCCAUUGAAAAACAAGCUGGAGUUUAUUAUUCUAGAUCUAGAAGUGAAAUCUGGGUGAAAGGUGCUACUUCUGGAAACACUCAGAAAUUAUUGCGUAUAGAUAUUGAUUGUGACGGAGAUGCACUGAAGUUUGUUGUAUUACAACAACCUACUUUAAAAGGUACCUCAAAUUUCUGUCACCUCGAAAGAGAAUCUUGUUUUGGUGAUUUUCCACAGGGUCUGUUUGGUCUCGAGCAAUUAAUGAAGCAAAGAUUGGUGAAGGCUCCUUCAGGUUCUUAUACAAAGAGAUUGUUUGAUGAUCAAGAACUUUUACAUGCUAAGAUAAAAGAAGAAGCAGAGGAAGUAACCGACGCUCAUACAAAGGAUGAGUUGUCUUGGGAAGUGGCAGACUUGUUUUACUUCGUUAUGGCUAAGAUGGCCGCUAAUGGUGUGACUUUGAGUGAUGUAGAAGCUAAUUUGAAUAUGAAACACAUGAAGAUUACUAAAAGAGAAGGAAAUGCCAAGGACAAAUUCUUGCCAAAGAAAACGGAGGAAUUAUUAAAGGGAGCUGAAGAUCGACCAAUAGAAAGCUCAUUUGUGCAUUUGAAUGUUGUGUCGGCUAAAAAGAUAGAUGAACUAGAUAUAGCAAUUGCUAGGCCAAUUCAAAAGUCCUCUGAUAUGCUUAAUUUGGUAAAGCCAAUCAUUGAUAAUGUUAUUCAAAACGGCGACAAGGCUUUGCUUGAGUUAACUUCGAAGUUUGAUGGUGUUCAAUUAGAGUCUCCUAUUAUAGAAGCACCAUUUAAGGAAGAAUAUUUUAAAGGAUUAACCGAUGAGGUAAAGGCUGCUUUGGAUUUAUCUAUGGAAAACGUACGGAAAUUCCAUGCUGCGCAGUUACAAGGGGGGACCUUAAGUGUUGAAACUCAGCCUGGUGUUGUUUGCUCGCGGUUCCCAAAGCCUAUAGAAAAGGUUGGAUUAUAUGUACCUGGUGGAACUGCUACCUUACCCAGCACUGCUCUAAUGCUGGGUGUUCCUGCUCAGGUUGCUGGUUGUGAAGAAAUAGUUAUCGCAAGCCCUCCUCGUAAGACGGAUGGUAGGGUAUCCCCAGAAGUUGUAUAUGUUGCAUCAAAGGUUGGGGCAUCAAAAAUAGUCUUGGCUGGAGGUGCGCAGGCUGUUGCAGCAAUGGCUUAUGGUACCCAAUCUGUCCCAAAAGUCGAUAAAAUUUUGGGUCCAGGAAAUCAGUUUGUUACUGCUGCUAAAAUGUAUGUUCAAAAUGAUACCCGAGCUAUAUGUUCUAUCGAUAUGCCUGCUGGUCCAUCGGAAGUUUUGGUUAUUUGUGAUGAACACGCUGAUGCAAACUUCGUCGCCUCAGACCUGCUAUCGCAGGCUGAACACGGCGCCGACUCGCAGGUUAUACUUAUCGGUAUCAAUCUAAAUGAAUCUAAAAUAAAGGCAAUCCAAGCGGCUGUCCACUGCCAAGCUCUGCAGCUGCCUCGACUAGAAAUAAUUCGUAAAUGCAUUUCACACAGUUCCAUUGUUUUAUGUGAUAGUGUUGAAGAAGCAUUCGAGAUAUCAAACAAAUAUGCCCCCGAACACCUAAUACUACAGAUAGAGAGUUCUGCUAAAUACAUCCCACUUGUAAGGCACGCAGGUAGUGUGUUUGUGGGAUCUUACACUCCAGAAUCAUGUGGUGAUUAUUCUAGUGGGACAAAUCAUACCCUACCCACGUAUGGUUACGCUAGACAAUAUAGUGGUGUUAACACUUCAACAUUCCAAAAGUUCAUAACUUGUCAGGAAAUCACCUCCGAAGGUUUGAAAAAUAUUGGUCCCGCAGUUAUGAGCGUUGCUAAAGUAGAAGGUCUUGACGCUCAUAGAAAUGCUGUAAAGAUUAGGAUGUCUAAGUUAGGCUUAUUACCACACGGUUUUGAUUGA
Molecule: messenger RNA, 2421 nt
Organism: Eremothecium cymbalariae DBVPG#7215
Lineage: Eukaryota; Fungi; Ascomycota; Saccharomycetes; Saccharomycetales; Saccharomycetaceae
Gene: HIS4
Product: trifunctional histidinol dehydrogenase/phosphoribosyl-AMP cyclohydrolase/phosphoribosyl-ATP diphosphatase
Exons: 1
Coding region: 1-2421 (806 amino acids)
Biological process (GO): L-histidine biosynthetic process
Cellular component (GO): cytoplasm
Molecular function (GO): metal ion binding; phosphoribosyl-ATP diphosphatase activity; phosphoribosyl-AMP cyclohydrolase activity
Source: RefSeq, a predicted model, not a curated record